AUGGGUUUUCUCUCAGACCAUCCACAUACGGCCAUCACAGACACCAUAGAGCGAGUUGUUUCGUCGAACACCUUCACCUUGGAGGUAGAGCUGGCGUCGCUCAUCCAGCAAAUCGGAUCCGGCAAGGGCUCGUACGGCUCAGUAACAAACCAAAUUGAGGCCGCUCGGUGUAUUCGCAAGAAGCUUAAGUAUGGUAACCGAUUCCAACAAUCGCGCGCCCUGGAGCUGAUGGACCUGUUUGUAUCGCAGCGCGUGAAAUAUCCAGAGAUGUACAACGACGCCAAGCUGCUAGAUCGGCUCCAGGUCAUUGCACUACGGUCGGAAACGGAUGGCAACGGGGUCCGGUACCAUGUUAAAAUCGUCAAGCAGUGCGUAGGGUAUGUUCUGGGUUGGUUGUCCAUGAUCGAGGAGUUGGGGCCCAGUCGAAGUUACGAUGGGCUCUACCAAUUGGGGCGUACCGUGGGAUCCAAGUACACUACUCGGGAACGUGCGGAGAGCAGCAGAAGGCGCAGGGAUUUUAUGAGCGAUGAAGCCGACGCCUCGAUGCCCAUGUCUGCCGAUGAGCGGUACCGCAUUCCCCGCAUUGACAUGGAGAAAGAAGCGCCUCGUAUACGACUCUUGAUCAGCGAUGCUCUGGCCACUGCCGUCUCCCUUAAAAACACUUUGAAGACGCUCCCUCCAUCUGUCAAGAGCACGGACAGCGAAGAAGCCACCGCGAAAUUCGUCCAGGCCCGCGCGGUUCGCCGUAAGGUGCUGAGGUACCUACAAUUGGUCACGGAGGGCGAAUUUUUGGGCAGUUUAAUACAUGCCAACGAAGAACUGGUGGCUUCGCUGUCUGGCUACGACGAACUGAGCGGCGACGUUGACGUUUCCGAUGAACUGACGAUUAUCUCUUCGGGAGACGAGGAUGAGGACGAGGGAGACGAAGUAUCUGCCCUGUCUUCCACGUUUUCUGGGAGGCCCAAUCGCGCCGACUCCAAUGACCCCUUUGGCGAUCAAAACCGCAUCUGA
Lachancea dasiensis is the source of this 1011-nucleotide messenger RNA. The record is from the annotation of a GenBank genome assembly. NCBI's taxonomy places the organism in Eukaryota, Fungi, Ascomycota, Saccharomycetes, Saccharomycetales, Saccharomycetaceae.